Molecule: messenger RNA, 2462 nt
Organism: Phyllopteryx taeniolatus (common seadragon)
Lineage: Eukaryota; Metazoa; Chordata; Actinopteri; Syngnathiformes; Syngnathidae
Gene: aldoca
Product: aldolase C, fructose-bisphosphate, a
Exons: 10
Coding region: 330-1619 (429 amino acids)
Biological process (GO): glycolytic process; fructose 1,6-bisphosphate metabolic process
Cellular component (GO): cytosol
Molecular function (GO): fructose-bisphosphate aldolase activity
Source: RefSeq, a predicted model, not a curated record
UUGAGCUGACCCAUUUAGAGGAGGCCGAGCCAGCCAGCCAAUGAGGGCGGCCUCAAUAGGAGCGCUAGAUAAAGCAGGGUCAUUACGUGCUUUUAAUUGUCUGACAGCGACGGCGUCCCAAUGGAAGCGUCCACAUGUAAUUGCUGUUCUUGAUCUAUUUCGCACUCAUGAAUGGGAGCAGCACGAAAUCUCCAGCGCGGGCACCCGCGCAAAGCCACGCUUGACACGCCGUGGGUGGGUGGGGCCCAGACGUUAUUUCGGAGUCAAACUCACAAAGAGGACGACAGUUCCUCAGCUGUGGGUAAAAGUGCGAAAAAAAAAAUCUGCCGAUGCGUGAAGAACACACCAAUGAAAUUGAAGAAGAGAAACGAUUCUGCCGAAUGGUCGUGCCCUUAUAUGGCGUGAGAGACAAGGGCGUGCAAGCUCCGCCCACAGCACCGGAUGCAGUGAAAAGGACGCCGCCAUCGUCCUCGUUCGUCCCGUCACAGAGAACCGCCGCGAGCUUCACUUCCUGUCAGUUGGUCGACAUGACGCACCAGUUCGCCGGCCUGUCCGAGGCCCAGAAGAAGGAACUCCACGAGACCGCCGCGCGCAUCGUCUCUCCGGGGAAGGGCAUCCUGGCCGCCGACGAGUCAGUGGGCAGCAUGGCCAAGCGUCUGGCCCAGGUGGGCGUGGAGAACACGGAGGAGAACCGCCGUCAGUUCCGUCAGAUCCUCUUCGGCGCCGACGAGCGCGUCAACGGCUGCAUCGGCGGCGUCAUCUUCUUCCACGAGACGCUCUACCAGCACUCGGACGGCGGGGUCAGCUUCGUCAAGAUGAUCCGGGACAGAGGCAUCCUGGUCGGCGUCAAGGUUGACAAGGGUGUCGUUCCUCUGGCGGGAACCUGCGGCGAAACCGCCACCCAGGGACUGGACGGCUUGUCAGAGCGCUGCGCCCAGUACAAAAAAGACGGCGCCUCCUUCGCCAAGUGGCGCUGCGUGAUGAAGAUCGGCGACGCCAACCCGUCCAAGCUGGCCAUCGCGGAGAACGCCAACGUCCUGGCACGCUACUCCAGCAUCUGCCAGCAGCACGGCCUGGUGCCCGUCAUCGAGCCCGAGCUCCUGCCGGACGGCGAUCACGACCUGAAGCGCUGCCAGUACGUCACGGAGAAGGUGCUGUCGGCCGUCUACCGGGCCAUGUCGGACCACCACGUGUACCUGGAGGGCACGCUGCUCAAACCCAACAUGGUCACGCCGGGCCACGGCUGCAGCAAAAAGUACAGCCCGGAGGACGUAGCCAUGGCGACCCUCACCGCCCUGCGCCGCACGGUCCCCCCGGCGGUGGCGGGCGUGGCCUUCCUCUCGGGCGGCCAGAGCGAGGAGGAGGCGUCCGCGCACCUGAACGCCAUCGUCAACUGCCCCCUGGCCAAACCCUGGACCCUCACCUUCUCCUUCGGCCGCGCCCUGCAGGCCUCGGCGCUGCGGGCCUGGCGCGGACACAAGGAGAACGAGAAGGCCGCCACCGAGCAGUUCGUCAAGAGGGCCGAGGUCAACAGUCUGGCGUGUCGAGGAAAGUACAAGGGCGCCGACAACUACGCCGAUUCUGCGCACGGCGUCUACGGAUCCCGCUACUCGUACUGAAGACGACGGCCCUGACGCCGAGACGCCUCCUUCGCCGUACAAACGCGACAAAAGUCUUUCGAUUUCUAUUAAAUGUACAAGUACCGAGUUGAAUAUACGAACCCUUGUUUCAAACCUUAACUCUAACGUGAGACCCUAAAUUUGUCUUCAAACAUUUGAAACUACAAUCCAGAUCGUAAACGCUACUUUGAAACCUAACCCUGAUUUGAAACCUUCAUUUGAAACGCCAACGCUUGUUUAACUCCUUAAAGCAGCUUGAAACCCUAACUUGAGACCCUAAACCUCUUUUUCUUUGAACCCUGCUUUUGAAACCAUAACCCCAGCUUGAACUCUUAAUGUAAAAGCGCAACUCUUGCUUGAAAGCUUACCCUGCAACCCAAACCCUCAACUUGUCUUUCACGCUAAUCCUGGUUUAAAACCCUAUCCCUGAUUUGAAACAUUAACUUGAACCCUACUUUGAAACCUAAACAGGCUUGAAACCCUAACUUGAGACCUUAAAAGUGUCUUCAAACUUGAAUUUGAAACUAUAACCACGGCUUUAAAUAUGAAUUGAAAACCAUAAUACUUGCUUGCAACCCUAUCCCUGAUUUGAAACGUCAAAUUGAAACCAUAAUUGAGAUAUUCGGUGCUAUUAUAAAACCAUAACCCUUGUUUAAAACCCUAACUUUGACUUGAAAUCCUAAUUUAAAGCCAUAACCCCAAACCCUGGCUGGAGACCCUAACCCUAAUUUAAAAGCCUAACCGUAGUUUAAAACCCAUCAAAUGUGGUGUUCUUUGCAGCCUGUGAUGACAAAAAAAUUUUAUAAAAAUCCUAAUAAAAGUGUUGGCAUAUUUACAUACAAA